CGCGCAGGACUGGCAACUCAGUGACGCUGUCUGAGCUUGGUGUGCGCAGAGCAGAGCAGGUGGAGCGGGCCGGCCGGGGCGGAGCGGAGCGGUCCGCAGAGCAGCCCCUCCCGGCCUCGGCCGACCCCGGCCCUCGGCCCGGCUCUAUGGACAGGAGCUCGCUGCUACAGCUAAUCCAGGAGCAGCAAUUGGAUCCUGAGAAUACAGGCUUCAUCGGUGCGGACACCUUCGCUGGUCUGGUACACAGCCAUGAGCUGCCCCUGGACCCUACCAAGUUGGACAUGUUGGUGGCUCUGGCUCAGAGCAACGAACGGGGCCAGGUCUGCUACCAGGAGCUGGUGGACCUGGUCAGUGCCAUGAUCAGCAGCAAGCGCUCCAGCAGCUUCAAGAGGGCCAUUGCUAAUGGACAACGGGCGCUGCCCCGGGAUGGACUGCUAGAUGAGCCAGGACUGGGUAUCUACAAGCGGUUUGUGCGAUAUGUGGCCUACGAGAUCCUGCCCUGUGAGGUGGAUCGCCGCUGGUACUUCUACCGGCACCGCAGCUGCCCACCCCCUGUGUUCAUGGCCUCUGUCACCCUUGCCCAGAUCAUCGUGUUCCUGUGCUACGGGGCACGUCUCAACAAGUGGGUGCUCCAGACCUACCACCCUGAAUACAUGAAGAGCCCUCUAGUGUAUCACCCAGGACACCGUGCUCGAGCCUGGCGCUUCCUCACCUACAUGUUCAUGCAUGUUGGGCUGGAGCAGCUAGGGUUCAAUGCCCUCUUGCAGCUGAUGAUUGGGGUGCCCCUGGAAAUGGUGCACGGUGUACUACGCAUCAGCCUGCUCUACCUGGCAGGUGUGCUGGCAGGCUCCCUGACCGUCUCUAUCACAGACAUGCGUGCCCCUGUGGUAGGGGGCUCUGGAGGGGUCUAUGCCCUGUGCUCAGCACACCUGGCCAAUGUUGUCAUGAACUGGGCUGGGAUGCGGUGUCCAUACAAGCUGCUGAGGAUGGUGCUGGCUCUGGUGUGCAUGAGUUCCGAAGUGGGCCGGGCUGUGUGGCUGCGCUUCUCCCCACCACUGCCUGCCUCAGGCCCACAGCCCAGCUUUAUGGCACACCUGGCUGGUGCAGUGGUAGGUGUAAGCAUGGGCCUUACCAUCCUUCGAAGCUAUGAGGAGCGCCUGAGGGACCAGUGCGGCUGGUGGGUGGUGCUACUUGCCUAUGGCACCUUCCUGCUUUUCGCCAUCUUCUGGAACGUCUUUGCCUAUGACCUGCUGGGUGCCGAUAUCCCCCCUCCACCUUGACCUGCUCCUUAGGGCCAUAUGGCUAGAGCCUGGCCUACAGUGGGUCAGCCACCAGGUGGGCCUGCAUGUCUGCCCUCUAUGAAUGGACCUCUCAGGGCUGCUUUUCCCUACAGGGGCAGGCAGGCCCUGUGGUCUACCAGGUUGAGGCCAAAUCUUAAGGCAGCCCUUGCUGCCCCUCCUAAGCCUUUCUGGGGGAGGGGUGCUACUAGGCCAGGGCUGGGUGGAGGUCCUUGAAUGUGGCCCUAGAGGAGAUCCCCUCCCUCCCCACUGAUCCCCAGGACUUGCAGUCUGAGCCUUUUUGGAGAAUGAAUAAAUAUUUUACACAGCA
This is a messenger RNA of Phodopus roborovskii (desert hamster), 1608 nucleotides long. RefSeq names its product rhomboid like 1 (gene Rhbdl1). The transcript is spliced from 8 exons. Bases 147 to 1280 code for a protein of 377 amino acids. Gene Ontology annotation, molecular function: serine-type endopeptidase activity. Gene Ontology annotation, cellular component: membrane. Lineage: Eukaryota; Metazoa; Chordata; Mammalia; Rodentia; Cricetidae. The record is from RefSeq and is a predicted model, not a curated record.